This is a messenger RNA of Aspergillus alliaceus, 2547 nucleotides long. RefSeq names its product amino acid/polyamine transporter I. Lineage: Eukaryota; Fungi; Ascomycota; Eurotiomycetes; Eurotiales; Aspergillaceae. The record is from RefSeq and is a predicted model, not a curated record. Gene Ontology annotation, biological process: transmembrane transport. Gene Ontology annotation, molecular function: transmembrane transporter activity. The transcript has 3 exons. Gene Ontology annotation, cellular component: membrane. The coding region runs from base 585 to 2237 and encodes 550 amino acids.
GUUUCCUUUUAAAACAGUUGCAUUCUAAAGAUUUCCUCCGAGAAUUGCACCAUAUGUCAGAGGCGCCAGCCACCACCAAGCUAAGAGAAAUAUGCAUCCUAUGGGGACAUUCAAUCACCUACGAGUCAGCCAAGGUCCCACGGGCCAAUGAAAUCCCAUCGUCUCAUCCACUGGAGGAACUGUGGAGUUGCCAAAGUUCCUAAAGUGUAACAACCCCUUCGUCCCCAAUCUUUAUCUCCUCUUAACUUCAACUUCCACUUUACACUAGCCCAUUGUCAAGUCGGCGAUAAGUUCCCGUCUACUGUUGCCCCCCUUAUUUUCUUUUGUUUCUAUUCCCUUUUCACGGUACAUAUCUCGGUGCUUGCUGACGGUCUAUCUGUCGUUGACUGUGUUACGUCUGAAGACUCAGUCGGCCAUUCGUUAAUAGAUUGGUUGUUUCUUUAUUUCUUUCUUUUGUCUCUCUUUCUCAUAGGUUUCCUCCGAUCUAAAAAGAUAUUCAAACAGCCCCUCCCUAGCUUUAUCAGGGAAUCUUACCCCCCUUGCGUCACCCCAAUGCAACAGUGUGCCCAUUGUAACACUCCAUCAUGUUCUUAAAAACAAUAUUUCCCUCGCGCCCGCCCGACUACGCUCUGCUUCAGCCCGUGCAGCACAGCCCUACCGAAUUCUCCAUGCGAACUUCCAAAGCGGACAAAGUGGUCACCACGCCCGCCGAUGACGAUGUCCCAGCUGGUAACGUGGACGCCGACGCGAGUAGACUGGCAGAGAUGGGCUACACCCAGGAUAUGCAGCGGAACUUUUCCGUCAUCUCCUUACUAGGCGUAGCCUUCUCGUUGGCGAACUCGUGGUUCGGGAUCUCCGCUUCGCUGAUCACCGGGAUCAAUUCGGGUGGAACGGUCUUGACCAUAUACGGAAUUCCCUGGAUUGCCCUCGUCUCGACUUGCGUCGCCGUCACGCUGUCGGAGUUGGCUUCAGCCAUGCCCAAUGCCGGCGGACAGUAUUUCUGGGCCGGCGAGCUCGCCCCCAAGCGAUAUGCGUCCGUCGCCUCGUACCUGACCGGAUGGGUCGCUUGGGCCGGGGCUAUUUUCACCUGCGCCAGUGUGGCCCUGAGUUUGGGUUCAGCGGGCGUGGGUAUGUGGCAGCUAUCCCAUCCUGACUUCGUUCCCAAACCCUGGCACUCCGUCGUAGCCUACCAAGCCAUCAACUUCUUCGCCUUCCUCUUCAACUGCGUCGGGAAAGCCCUCCCCAAAGUCGCCACAGCAACCCUAUACAUCUCCCUGAUCUCCUUCGCCGUCAUCCUCAUCACCGUCCCCGCCGCCGCACCCACCCACGCCAACGCCAGAUUCGUCUUCGCGAACUUCGUCAACUCCACUGGCUGGCCCUCCGACGGCCUCGCCUUCCUCGUCGGCCUCAUCAACCCAAACUGGGUCUUCGCCUGCCUCGACUCAGCCACCCACCUCGCCGAAGAAGUCCACCACCCCGAACGCACCAUCCCCAUCGCCAUCCUCUCCACCGUCGCCAUCGGCUUCACUACCUCCUGGUUCUACUGCAUCGCCAUGUUCUUCAGUGUCCACGACCUCGACGCCAUCCUCUCCUCCCCCACCGGCGUCCCCAUCCUCGCCCUCUUCUACCAAGCCCUCCAAAACAAAGCCGGCGCCAUCGCCCUUGAAUCCCUGAUCUUAAUCACAGGCGUCGGGUGCCAAAUCGCCUGCCACACAUGGCAAUCCCGUCUCUGCUGGUCCUUUGCCCGCGAUAACGGCCUCCCGUUCUCCUCCUUCCUGGCGAAAAUCCACCCGACCCUCGACGUCCCCUUUAACGCCCACUGCGUUAGCUGUUUUGUCGUGGGGCUCUUGGGUCUCUUGUAUUUGGGGUCAUCCACUGCCUUUAAUAGUAUGGUUUCGGCUUGUAUUGUCUUGCUUUAUACCAGCUAUGUUAUUCCGGUCGUGGCGUUACUGGGUAGGGGAAGGGAGAGUAUCUCCCACGGCCCGUUUUGGUUAGGCAGGGUUGGGUUCGCGUGUAAUGUUGUUGUGCUUGGGUGGACAGCGUUUUGUUUGGUUAUCUAUUCGUUUCCGAGUGUUUAUCCGGUUAAUCCGGGGAAUAUGAAUUAUGUCUGUGUGGUUUAUGUGGUUGUUGGGCUGGUUAUUGGGGUUGAUUGGGUGGUUAGGGGGAAGAGGAGGUUUCGGGGUCAGGACGCGAGACACCAUGAGGUGGAGGAUGUUAGUGGAGGGUAUACUGAUUAGCUUUUUUUCAUGAGCGAGUUUACUUGCUUGCUGUGGACAUGCGUAGCUCUCGCCCGGUUUCGCUCAUAUUGAAUGAAAAUAAGUAGGCGUAUAAUACAUAAAAACCUCGACUCAAUUAAGUUAUUUGACAUGGCCUCCUUCCAUAUUCACAUCCUUAGCCUCUGUGCUGUACGUAGGGCUUCCGUUUAUAUACACCAGUCUUUGGACAUUUAUCCGCGAAAGAAUCACAGAAGUGAGCUUAGAUGUACUCCCAGGCGGCGGCGGUGCCGUUGUAAGGCGCAGCAAUGGCCGAGAAUCCGAGGCAGUCCCU